Molecule: messenger RNA, 1934 nt
Organism: Oppiella nova
Lineage: Eukaryota; Metazoa; Arthropoda; Arachnida; Sarcoptiformes; Oppiidae
Source: the annotation of a GenBank genome assembly
GCACUCCAUUUGGCGAUUAUAGGCAAACACGAGUCGGUCAUAGAAGUGAUACUCAGCCAAAACAACAAGUCUUCCUCCAUGAAGGGCGACGUGGGAUCAGCUCUACUGAUGCCUAAUCUCAACCUCAAGAACUCAAAAGAUCAGACGCCUCUGUCGCUGGCCAUACAGUCUGGUCUCCACAUAACGGCACAGAUGUUGAUCAACGCCGGCGCCAGUGUUAACAUUAUUGACGCCAACGGACUCUCACUUCUUCAUCAGUCAAUCAUCGAUGGCGACGAAACGAACGCCAUAUUCCUAUUAAAUCACGGCUCAGACAUCACUGUUAAGAUACCGGAUGGCGAGUCGUGUCUUCAGUUGGCGGUUAAGUAUCACUUGGAAGCAGUGGUGGACGAGUUGUGUGCCAAAGGAUCCGAUGUGAAUGUUGUGGACAAAGAGGGCAAUUGUCUUCUUUGGCUCGCAUUGCAGUUGGAGAACGAGAACAUCGCCUCAACUCUUGUACGCUAUCAGUGCGACACAGACUACUGGGCCCCCGCCGAAGAUGGUCUCUAUCAGACACUACUGCACCGGGCGUUGGAUGAGAACAACGAGAAGGCCGCCUGUUUCCUCAUUAGGUGCGGUUGUGAUAUCAAUGCCACCCGAAAGCCCGGCCCUAACGCAACCGGACAGGACGAUGUGGACAAACAGACACCGUUACAUUUGGCGUCGGGUUGGGGUCUGGAGGCAGUAGUGUACACAUUGUUAGAGCACUUGGCGAACGUGAACGCACAGGACGUUGAGGGCAAGACUGCUCUCAUGAUAGCGAUUGUCAAUCAGCACCAGAAGAUUAUUGGACUGCUGUUGGAGUGCAAGCAAUUAGAUCUGUCGUUAAGGGAUAUCACGGGUAACACCGCGUUCUCCCUGUGCGUGAAGUAUAAGAACAAUAGGGCCGCCCUUUCCAUACUCAUCAAAGACCCGACCGCUGCUGACAAGUACGACGGGAAGGGCAGGAAUUAUCUGCACAUCGCUGUCGAAAAGAAGGACAUCGAGAGCGUACUCUUUUUGCUCAGUAUUAAAGUCAAAGUUCACUCACGAGUUAGAGAUAAUACACAGAAGAGUGCCCUCCAUUUGGCCGCAGAGGCCGGCAAUGAGAUGAUCGUCAGAAACCUGUUGUUAGCGGAGGCGCCCAUCGGUGACGUGACGUCUGCUAAACAAACCGCCUUACAUUUGGCCGCAGAGCAUGACUUCAGUGCCAUUUGUUCCAUACUUCUGGAGAAUGGCAUCGAUUACGACGCGGUCGACAUCAACGGCAAUAACGCACUACACAUCGCGUGCCAAAAGGGACAGUUAGCUACAUGUAAAGUAUUGCUAUCGGAGUCCAGUAUAACUGCCGAUACCAUCAACAUCAAGAGCCAGAAUCCGAUCCAUUUGUUGGCCACAUUUGGUCGCGAGAACGCGGCCGCCAUUUUCGAUAUAUUCAUUGAGUCUAUGCCUAAAUAUCCCAUUAAUACAGUCGAUGGGACCGGCAAUACACCACUGCUUUUGGGUGAGUCCGUAGAGAAUCCUUAUAUGAACGGGAACGGCAACCUGUGCCGGGGGCUCAUCAAAGCGGGCGCAGUGUUGGGCACCUGUAAUAAUGAUGGCGUAAACAUAUUCAACCACUCGGUGGCCACGAAAAACCUAUUGUAUCGGUUACUGGACUUUUUGCCGGCUGAGCCCCCGUGGACUGCGGCCGAGGCGUGUCUGGAGUGUGGCCUCAAGUUCAGUCUGACCACCCGUAAGCACCACUGCCGCCAUUGUGGGCGAGUUCUGUGCAGCCGGUGCUCCGGUAAGGAUUUGCCUAUUUUGAAGUUCAAUCAAACAAAACCUGUCAGAGUAUGUGAAGUGUGUUUCGAUGUCUUAACACUUGGUUUCAAUACAUAGAAAUCAAUUGCAAUACAAAUUAUAUAUGAAAACCC